Messenger RNA from Suillus plorans, 981 nucleotides. RefSeq names its product CAAX protease self-immunity-domain-containing protein. Bases 1 to 981 code for a protein of 326 amino acids. Gene Ontology annotation, molecular function: metalloendopeptidase activity. The transcript has 6 exons. The record is from RefSeq and is a predicted model, not a curated record. Gene Ontology annotation, cellular component: endoplasmic reticulum membrane. NCBI's taxonomy places the organism in Eukaryota, Fungi, Basidiomycota, Agaricomycetes, Boletales, Suillaceae. Gene Ontology annotation, biological process: CAAX-box protein processing.
AUGUACGGCAACACUAAACCAUUCCUAUCUAUCACAUCCGCCCACCUGUUGUCUGGACUCUUCGCCUUUAUCUAUGUCGGUUCCAUUUAUGCUUUCAAGAAUGCUCGUCUUCGCUUCUCCAAGAGGAAGGUCAACCUUCCAGAAGGGCAAGCUAGGCUCAAAUUGCAAAAUGAACGUUGGAGAGAUGAUCCGGAUGUUAUCAAGGCGCGACUACUUGCCGUUACCAGCGCCACUUUGAUAUGCUGUCUCAUCGUAUUCGUCGUGAUGAAGAAUUUAAACCGCGAUGAUGAAUUUGUAGGUCAUCAAGUUGCCUCAAUGGGGAAUCAUAACCUUACCACAGAUGCGUGGCUUCACCUUGGAUUCACAUGGUCCAACGCACUUCCCCUCUUGAUAACCCCAUUGUUAUUUUCUGGGCCGCUCUACGUUCAAUUUCUCGAAAAGACACUACCAUUCCAAAAGGGCUGGAAUUUUGAAGAUGAUGUCCUGUUUCGAUUUUUCUCGAUCGUCGGUCUUCGAAAUUAUUUUGUUGCUCCGAUCACCGAAGAAAUCGUGUUUCGCGCUUGUGUUCUCACCGUCUAUCAUUUGACAGACGCCUCCAGGACGAAAAUGAUUUUUCUCAGUCCUUUGGUCUUUGGCACAGCACACAUUCAUCACGCCUUUGAAACAUACCACAGAUAUGGCCGUACGGCCACUGCGGCAAAACGUGCACUUAUAUCUACUACCAUACAAUUUACAUACACGAGCAUCUUCGGAUUUUACUGCUGCUAUUUGUUUCUUCGCUCCGGAUCAUUGCUCCCGCCCAUUGCAGCUCAUAUGUUCUGCAACAUUAUGGGUAUACCCCAACCAAACUAUGAAAUAAGUCUGAUGCCUCAUCGAAAGCUAUCCAUUUCAGCCGCGUAUCUUUUCGGUAUUAUCGGCUUCGUUUUCAUGCUCAAGCCUUGGUCGUACACGGAUGGCAGCUUAUACUGGCAGCGAAACUAG